AUGAGCACACAGAGCCCCACCAGUGGGACCUGGACAAGUGCUGAUUUUGUAACCACCUCACAUUUGCCGAGUUUCACUAGUGUCCCACUAAGUACAAAACCAAGCAGCACCUUUACAAGUGCUGUAAUGACUUCAAGCAAGGUGACGAGUCCUGCCUCAUCCACCACCAAGAUUCCAGAAACAACGACGAGCACCUCUCCGUCUCCCACUACCCUCACAUCACCCAGGACCACGCCAACCACUACUACGAUGACAACCCAGUCUCGGCUGACUACCACUCCAGGUUGGACUUCUUGCACCUGUGACAAUGGUGGCACUUGGAUUCGGGGCCGCUGCCUCUGUCCCCCCACAUUUUCUGGGGACCGCUGUGAACUGCAGGAGCUCAAGUGCCACAACGGGGGUCAAUGGGAUGGUCUCAAGUGUCAGUGUCCCAGCACCCACUAUGGAGCCAGGUGUGAGUUGGUUGUGGAACAGAUGGAGCUUGAGACAGUGCAGGCUGAGGUGGGCAUGGAGGUGUCUGUGGACCAGGAGUUCUCCCCAGACCUCAAUGACAACACUUCCAAGGCCUAUGAGGAUUUCAGUAACACCUUCAAGAAGCAGAUGGAGGAGAUUUAUAAAAAUGUGCCGCAGUUCGAGGGUGUGCAGAUCCUGUCCCUGAGGAGUGGUAGCAUCUUGGUGGACUAUCUGAUCCUGUUGAAGAUGCCCUUCAGCUCCCAGCUGGAAAAUGAGUAUGAGAACAUUAAGACAGUCCUGAAGGAGGAGCUCCACAAUUCCAGCCUGGACAAUGCCUCCUGCAACGAGAACCAAACCCUGUGUUUUAAGCCUGACUCCAUCAAGGUGAACAACAGCAUCAGCACAUCACUGAGCCCUGAAGCCAUCUGUCGCCGAGCCGCUGCCAAGGACUUCGAGAAUUUCUACUUCCCAUUGGUGGAGGAGAAAAGGCUCCGCUGCGUCACCAACUGUACCUCGGGCUUGGACCACACCCUUGACUGUAACCAGGGGCAAUGCGUUCUGCAGAAGAGCGGUCCCUCCUGCCGAUGCUUCUCUACCGACACACACUGGUUCUCCGGAGAGCGCUGCGAGGUGGCCAUCCCUUGGAAGACUCUGGUCGGCAGCCUGGCGGCUGUCGGGACUCUGCUGCUGCUGCUUCUGGGGGCGCUCAUGAGCGUCUACAUCGUGCGCUCUCGGAGGAGAGGCCACCAAGGCAGAGCCCUGUUCUGGGACAAGGACGAGAAAUGGUUUGAUGAGAGCAUCAGUGGGACUUUUUCAAACUUGGGCUUCGAAGAUGAAGGAACAGCCAGCCACGAAAAUGUUCAGGUGGACUUGGACACAGUGGACACCAAUGUCCAGGUGCACAUCGAGAGACCCGAGGUGACUGCAUCCUGGCUGUGAGCCCCAAGGGGCAGAUUCACACCCCCUGCACCCUGCUCAUAUGUUGGGCAGGAGCCUCUGCUUUGCCUUCAUUACUCGAGAUGGCCCAGUCUCACGCAGCUGACUCCUGUUUUCCUUGCGCAAAACCAGAUCAUACUCUGAGCCAUGCUUCUACUAGAGUGAAAGCCACUUGGCAGCCCAGUUCAAAUCCAAGCCUGCUGUGGAACCUUAGGCCAGUCACCUUAAACUGGGCACAGCACAGUUGUCCUGAUGCCUAGUAACAUGCAGACCAGAUGUAGUCAUGAGCUUUGUUCCAGUCCACCUUCCCCUCCACCCUGUGCUUAAUGGCCUCUCCCAGAUGCCCAAACCGACACCCCUCUGCACCUCAGACCUCAGCUUCUAUUUUCCUUUGAGCAUCCCCGUAGCCAGCCUGCAGCCCGCGCCCGCAACUUAUAGAACUGAGCGCUGCGUCCCUUGCUCCUACCUUAAACCGUCUCCCCUUUUGAAUCGAUUCCUUAAAUCAUCCCCUGGGCCCCAGCGUCAGUCCUAAAUCUCCAGUUUCCUUAAUCUCCCCCCUCCCACCCUAAGUCCCUACCCCUCUCUUCCAUUGCCCCAGUCCUAAAUCUUCCCUCUUCCCUCACACCCCUGUCCUGAGCCGGGUACCCUCUGCAUCCUAGGAACCCCCAACUUGUGCUCCCCGGGCCCCGGCCCCUAUGAAGCUUCACCUUCCUCUCUCCCAUAA
This is a messenger RNA of Condylura cristata (star-nosed mole), 2113 nucleotides long. RefSeq names its product mucin-3B. The record is from RefSeq and is a predicted model, not a curated record. The transcript has 11 exons. NCBI's taxonomy places the organism in Eukaryota, Metazoa, Chordata, Mammalia, Eulipotyphla, Talpidae. The coding region runs from base 1 to 1392 and encodes 463 amino acids.